Vanessa atalanta (red admiral) is the source of this 5966-nucleotide messenger RNA. RefSeq names its product serine/arginine repetitive matrix protein 1. Bases 481 to 3678 code for a protein of 1065 amino acids. The transcript has 5 exons. Lineage: Eukaryota; Metazoa; Arthropoda; Insecta; Lepidoptera; Nymphalidae. The record is from RefSeq and is a predicted model, not a curated record.
CGUUGAUGGGCCGCGCGCUUGCGCGAACUACGCGCACGCGCUCCGCAGCGUUCGAUGGCGGGGGCGGAGGGGGAGCGACGGAGCGCCAGCUCGCGCCGACACCCUCCGCGAGCAGCAGCGUGACGCGCACCGCGGUGCACAGCCCGCGACGGCUCGCCUGCCCGAGAGCUCGCACGAGCGGCUCUAACCAGCCGCGGCGACCACCAUCGACGAGAACACGCAACACUUACCCAUGCAAUCGCUCUCUUUCAUCCUCCGCACGAUCUUUGUGUCGAUACUCUUGAUAUAAAUAUCGGAACUGGACUAGAAUGUCGCUACCGGCGGUGAAGUGACUUAGUAAAUCGAUUGGGAUUAAUGACCAGUGGACAGUGCUGUCAAAUUUCUUCAGCUCCAAUCUGUCAAAUGUGAAAAGUCAGGAACACAGCUCGUGGUUAGCGAGUGUGAGCAGAGCGUCGCGGCGGCGGCGGCGGCGGCGGGCGCAUGGCGACAAGCGGCGCCGAGCGCCGGCCGCGCCGCGGGCCCGCGCCAAUUGCCUCCUUUGAUCACGACGUUUCGGAAGAGUCAAGUCCGGAAAAUAAACAAGCUUUUCGUUUACCUGAGAUCCGUGAGGAUCCAGUGAGUUCAACUUCAAGUGUUGUUGCGUCGACGUCAGGCGGUGUCGACAGUCUCGCACCACCAGAACAACGCGCAAGGUCACAUUCAUCUCCAGCUGUUCACACAACAACGACUGUGCCAACUACUUCGGCUCUUCAAACACCAGCCGCUCCUCGCAUCGAUAUAUCUCGCGCAUCCAGCUCUAGUCACCAGGAUUCGCGUGAUAGCUCACCUGAAUUGGCACUCUUCGCGGGUGGUGGUAACGGCGAAGAUACACGCGCUCGACUUGAACUUGGCUUUCGAGAAGACGGGGCGGCGGAUUUACGUUCAUCUACUGAAGAACUUGCUUUUUUGGAAGGCGCACCUGGAGGUACUGACACACGUGCACAAUCUGCAGUACCACCUUCUCGUCGUCACUCACGUAAAGACAGUCAAAGUUCCGAGGCGGCACUUCUCGCUGUAUCAGGCCGAACUAGCCGUCUCUCUAGUGUUGGAUCUCAGUGUUCUGCGCAUUCGGCACUCUCAGGAUUUAGUCACGCUAGUCGAAUAUCGAGGCUUUCCGUAGUUUCGGGUACUUCCCGUUCACCUUCACCGCACAAAAUGCUACUAGAAACAUCAUUUUGUGGGCCAAAGCCGAUAGAGACAGAUCCCGAAAUAUGCACAGCUGCUGUUGAAGAAAGGCUCCUCGAAAUGGCUAAACUGACCGAUGAAACUGUAGCUGCAAUUCCUGAUAUUCAAUCUACACCCGUUCAAAUUGCAUCGUUCCCACCAGUCGAUGCGCGUGAUCGUCGUGAGGUACGAACAGAAGUAACGGUUGAGAAUGCGCGACCAGCUAGUGCACCUCGGCUCACUUCUCCAAAUGCACCGAAUAGUACACCCGUUCCAGGCCCUGCACCGUCUACUACAUCAUUAGAUGAUGAAAAGCGAUUAAAAGAAACAAGAAACCGGGCAAAAGUGGAAGAGCGCCGAGCAAGAUCGAGAGACCGCCGUGAACCAGCUCAGCCUGAAGUGCAUCGUCGUGGUAAUCGUUCAAAAGACAUAAUAAGAAUAAAACUUAAGCCUGACGAUGAAUACGAAGAUGACGAAGAUGAAGAAAGUGAACGAACUUUGAUAAGUGGAGAGCCUGCACGAAAACCAAUAACGCUAGAGUUAAACGAUCGACCUGCACGUCCUAAAGAACCUACAAGCCCACAAACUACCUCGAGGCGACAACGAGACAGUCGAACACCCUCCCCAUGUGGUGCACCAGUGUCAAGAAAAUCAUCUUUUUGUUCUCUUUUUAAGUCGCGUGAGACUAUCGCAUCUCCAGACUCCCCAUCUGAUGCAUUGCGUCGCAAAAAAAGUCUUAAUGAGGGCCGAUCUCGUAGCAAAAGUCGUGAUCGCUCUACAACACCCUCUUCAACAGGAAAAAUAAAAGGCUCAGUACUAUCAUUGUUUAAGACACCACGGCGCAGUGGUACUUCACCUUCACCAGGUUCUCGUGAUGCCUCUCCAGUAGUUCAACAACAACGACAAUUUCCACAAUCAAAUGUAGAAAAACAACGAGGAGAAAAACUUAAGUAUUACGAGGAUUCAAAAGAUGGAAUUAUUCAUAUCCCCUUACAUACACCACCUGAUGAAAUAAAUUCAAAAGAUAACACACACGAAACAGUUUCUACCCGUGAGAUUUCACGUCCUGCUUCAGCACCGCAACAACGGGCUCCACUCGAACGAAAUGCAGUUAUUUCUUCCAUUACUCCCAUAUCCCUUCCAAAACGGACCCAACGAACUGUACUACCCGAUGGGAGCAUUAUUAUUCCCUUACACUCUCCUACUGAGAAGACCAUUUCUACAGAAUUAACUGCAAAUGUAGAAUCCACUUCUGAUAUUGAACAAAUAGCAAGAAAACCAGAAAUAGAAUCUACUCCCGACAAAAGUAUGAACAAUAUUUCCGAACAAAGUUCGGACGCAGGAUGUACAGAGACAAUGGUGCCUGAAGAUAUUGCGGCAGUUGCAAACGUAACAGAUCGUCCUAGAAGAAAAGAACGGAUAAUAUUCACGACCCACGUGGGAAGCAAAGAACAAGUUUUCAGCACUCAAUUUAGUAUAACGAAGACACCAAGUAUUACUAGCGAAAUAUCAGAAUCGAUUCCGAGCUUUCCUGAGAAUGAGGAAGUCCAACUGAAUGAAUUAACACAACCGACAUCGACCUUGAAAAAUAUUGAGGUCGAAGUUAAUGAGGUUUUGCCAACCAGCGAAGAAAUGAUCGGUGAAAUAGGCGACGAACAAACGGUUCGAGAAAUUACCACAAGUCCACCACCAGACACUGGACGCGACUCUUCAGAGUCAGAAGCGAGUUCAGAAGUGGCGACAACUCACGGAGGUAGCGAAGCAGAGCGUCGAGGACUCGUGGUACAAGAAUCAUUUGAAGAGUUACCAUACGUACCAACAACGCUCCCAUUGGAACGAUCGCUAGCAUUGCCCAUGAUCCCAGUACGCGAUCGCAGUGACAUUCAUGUCGCUGGGGUACAGCGACCACGGGCAACUCGAAGUGCAGGGGGAGCAUUAGGUGCAUUGACUCCCCCCUCGGUACCUACGCCCAGUAGCAACGUAGCAGAACUUAGCGGCGAGCGAUUACACAUCAGAUUGCCACGUCGUGCACGUGCUGCUUCAACCGCUUCUGCUGCGGCCCCACCUCCUCCACCGCGCAACGUUCGAGCUCGUUCUCGAAGUGGAGGUGAUGCAACUGGCAUGGAGACGAGAGGGAAAUCAGACUGGAUUGACUUCUCCGAGGUGCCAGAGCGACGAAAGCAGCCGAAGCGCAUUCAAACUUUACCAGCGACUGCUCGCGACUCAGUGGUGUUCAGUUACGUGCCGCCCGAGCGGUGUCGCUGCGAGUGCCACGCGCACGGACACGUGCCCGAUGCGCCGCCCGACGACGAGCUCCCGCUGCUGCAAGAUGACUCCCGCCACAUGACCGUCAGCUCCUCGUCACUGGAGUUCGAGGAAGACGGCGGGCACGUGCAGGUCAAUGUGCACAUUGCGCCCUUCACCGCCGACCUUGACUUGCAACACAACCAUGCAGAUACGACGCUGCCCCAAUGACCGGCGGCUGUCGAUCACGCUCACCGUACCUUACUUGUGUCUCUCCGAGUUUAACCUUUUAUAAGAUAUAUUAUUCUCUAUUGACCUGAGGCGAGAUGUUAUCAUUUUUGAGAUGUAAAUUUACCCGUUAGGUACUUAUAUAAAUUUAUAGCGUCGUUUGUAAUUCUUACUAUCCAUCGUUGACCCUUGAUUGCAUUUUUUGAUGUUUAUUAAAUUGUUCGUGUAUAAUAUUUCGUUACGCGAUUGUAUGUACUGAUUGUAUUAUAGUACCUAAAUAGGAUUCACGGACAGUGAUAGAGCGAAGCUGCCUUAAAUACUAGCUGAGUGUGACCGGUGGCGGCCAACCACAUCCUUAUUCAAACUUAUAAUAAUGUUCAAAUUUAAAAUAUUCGUUGUGAAAAACAUCAAACAUCUAUAUUUAGAGAAUCGAUUAUAAUUUACAUAUUUCUUUACCUAGUGUUAAUAAAAAUAUUGAAGCCAUUAUUCUGAUCACUAUUUGUAUCGUAGGAACUACGUGUAUAUAGGUAUGUUGGAAUGAAGAAAGCAUAUUACGUUUGAAUGAUUUAACAAGUGUUUGCUCAAUUAGCAGUCCGCUCAUUCCGGCUGGUAUUAUUUCAGCUUAUAUUAUUAUACAUAUCUACAGUCCUUUUUAUUAUACAUUGUACAGAAAGAAAGCAAAAAAAAUCAUUAUUAUUAUUAUAAAGUAUAAUAAGUGGACACCGCGCCGUAGAGAAAAAUAAGUUAAUUCUUUAAUAGUCCACAGAUCCUUUUUUAUUCUUUAUACUAGUUUCCUAUACUACAGUCUUAAUUCCUGGCUUAUAAUAUUUAUCGUAAAUUUUAAAGCACCUAAUGUUUAAACUUGAGAACUAAUUACCAUCUAAAAAGCCUUUCAUUUUGGCUUUUUCUAAAUGCAAAUUCCUGACUUUGCAUCGCUAUCGAGACAGCUUUUCAUAAAAGCCCUUUGGGUGAAUGACAGCUUAGAUAUAUGACAAAAUCAUUUGAUUAUAUUUAAGAAACAAAGCUUUUAUUAUUUACAUAUUAAAUUUUUAGAUAUUUUCACUUUACGGAGACAUCACAGCGAAGGUUUUAAAAAUUUAAUUAAAUCUUUUGAUGGUUUUUUGAAUUUUUUGCAUCGUCCGUCUGUUGUACAGGUGAAAAUAAGAUGUAAAAUAUUGCAAUGUAUGACUAUAUUAUUGAAAUGAGCCGUUAUGUAUAUGUAUGAUAAUUUAAACAGGUACACUGUGAUGUUUACUGAUACAAGGAUGUGUUUGGUGACGCAGUGUUGCCAUUUACACGACAUAUUUAGAAGGUGUUUACUUAUCACUUUGUUUUGCAUUAGCUAUUUAAGUUAGCGCUGUUAGUAUAUCGAGCUAAUACAUUAUUUUAUUUAAACCAAUUGGUACAAAAUUCCCAAAAAAUAUAUUACAGUUGAGGAAUUUCGACGGUUAAAAAGAUUUAAUCAUUUCUAUAACAUUUUGUCGAAUGAUUGUACAUUUUGUACGUAUUGGAGCGAAAUUAACGGAAUAGUGUUUUAAAACCUUUACUAUCAAAGUAUUUUUACUAUUAAGAAAAGAUAUAGCAGUGCAAACUGCAUUUAGAACUUGGUCAUGGUAUUCGCACAUAUCAUGUGUCAAAAUUUUGCAUUUCGUUAUGUAUUUCUACCCGAUUUCGGUGCAGUGGAACUGAAUCAUUGUCUUUACAAAAACAUCUUAAAGGGACGAGUUGUCAGAUAUCUUUUAAAAUAUACAGCAAACGAUAGCAAGUUCUAGAACGGCAAAGGGUAAGGUAGUUUCUUCUUUAUGCUCCUACCCAAUAUUUUAAUCGUUUUUCGGGUUAUUAUUGUUAAUCAUUUUGAAAUGUUAAUAUUUUUUUUAUGUUACUUGGUAGUUUUAUAUUUAGAUAAAUGAUGUUUAUAUAAUUUCUAGCAGAAUAUUUUUAUUAAAUAUACCCACCCGAAAUCUAAAAAAUGAAAAUGAAUAGAUUGGAAUACUUUACCCAAUUAUCAAACUGUUCAUAUAACACCAAUCCUAUAAUAGAAAAAUGACUCGCGCGCGUCUCUACGGUAAUAGAAUCCGCUUUAUAUAUUAUAUUUGAGUAAUCAAUAGGAAUAGAUUUUAAUUUCCUAGCAAGUCACCUGGUGCUGGUCCGUUUCGCUCGCCUUCGUUUUCUUCUGCAUAUUCAUAUAUUGUUAGUUACUUUCAUGCAAUAAUAAGUAAGAAUGUAUGUACCAAUGUUAAAGUACUUCUACGGAUUAGACAAAAGUCUGAAAUAUAAAUUUUUGCUUUCCA